This is a messenger RNA of Rosa chinensis, 3886 nucleotides long. Its product is annotated as putative leucine-rich repeat-containing protein DDB_G0290503. NCBI's taxonomy places the organism in Eukaryota, Viridiplantae, Streptophyta, Magnoliopsida, Rosales, Rosaceae. The transcript is spliced from 4 exons. The coding region runs from base 856 to 3534 and encodes 892 amino acids. The record is from RefSeq and is a predicted model, not a curated record.
UUGGGAGCUGUAAGAUCACUAAGAUGAACAUGCGUGCUCUAGUGCAGCACGUGAUGAUACCAAGUGGGCGUGCUCCAAACCCCUAGUCGAUCUGCCUCCUCUUCUUUUCUUCUCCUCUCUCUCUCUAUGUCGGACUCGGAUUCUAUGCUUAAAAUAAUUAUCUUGAAUUUUACUGAGAUAUAGAUUUAAAGAGGAGGAUUGUACGUGAGGUCAGUGGCGGAAGCAGGAUAGUCACCGCUCCGCACCUCCGGUCUGCUCACAGUCGCCGGCUCGCCGCACUUCCGCAGCUCCGAUCUGCAGCUCUUCCUCAGUUCGGCUUCCACUAAUUAGCUAUCCCCAAGUAAGAUUUCAGGCCGUUCCGUGCAUUCAGAUUGGAGUAUGGAGAUUUGGUUGAAAUAAUUGGUUACUGGCAUCUGGGUUUAUGAAAUUUCAGAUGAGACUAUGACUCUAUGAGAGAGACUGAGAGUUACGCCUGGCUGAGGAUGAAGAACAAGGUCGCCUGACUGAGAGUUGGACGGGUCGAUCUAAAACCGAUUAAUUGACCAAAAGAGCACAAAGAUUAAUCGGCCAAAAGAACACGUACAGCGGAGCAGACAUUCUCUGAUACCAAGUUUCUUCUCCACCAAUCAAGUCCUAUUACAAAAAUAUUAUUACAAAAGAAUAUUCCUAAUAUAAUGGCACGAUUUAAGCCAGCAUUGUCGGCCAUCCAGGGUUGUGGGCCAUCUUACCUUUGUCGGUAUGACAAUAACGCCUCUUUCUUCUCCUCGCUCGUUCUAAAGCGCCAUUAUUACGGUUUUCCUUGUUUUUCAAAGCCUUAGGGUUUUGCUUUUUUAUGUCAUAGCAAAAGCAGUGACCAUGGAGAAGAUAGCAUCCGAUUUGAAAGUAUCGGAGUUGAAGCAGAGGAGUCUAGGCAAGGCGUACGAGACCUUGCAUUCCCAAGCGUCUUCCAUACUCGUUCUCAGCAUUCAAUGGAAGGACCUCCAGGAACACUUCGAUUCGACCCGGAAUGCUAUCCGGACUCGUUUCGAAGAGCUUCAGGAACGAGAGAAGCAGUUGGAAGCCAAGGAGUCAAACUUGAAGUCGGAGAUGGAAUCCAAGAAGGACGAGUUGUUUGGAGUUGAGAAGCUGAUUGAUGAGAAAGUACAGGAGGUUAUAGACAUAAAGAGAUCGAUUCAAAAGCACAGUGAGGAGAUUGAACGUGAAGAGAAGAGAGUCUUGCAAAUACGGAAAUUGGUUAUAGACAAGGAGAGGGAGUGUAGAUUGAUCCAAAGACGGAUUCAAGAGAGUGGGAAGAAACUGAGUUGGGUUGAGAGAAGAACUGAAGAGAAAUUGAAUGAGGUUGAGUGUAAGGAGAAGGAGCUGAACAAGUACCGUGAGGAUGCUAAGUUGAAAGUGGAGCAGCUAAGUGUGAUUGAUGGGGCAAUUGUGGAGCGUAACGAAAUCAUCGAGUCAAAAGAGGAGAAAUUGAGUUGGAUUGAGAAGAGUAUUGAAGAGAAGUCCAAGUUGGCCAACUCUAAGGAGGAGGAAGUGAGAGCGAUACAACGGUCGUUGAAUGUAUACCGUGAGAGUAUUAAGUCAAAAGAGAGUGACUUAGAUGCGAUUCUUGAGUCGAUUGAAGGGGAGAAGAAAGAAUUUGAUGUGAAAGAAGAGCAAAUUAAAACGUUGCAGAGAUUGAUUGAGGGAUGUGAGAAAGAGCUCAAAUUGAAAGAGGAGACAUUGAAGGAGGAAACACUGAAAGUGAAAGAAUACAGUUUGCGAAAUAGACAAAUGGAGGAGUGGUCCUGCAGGCUUGAACUUAAAGAGAGGGAAGUUGAAUUGAAAGAGAAACGAUUAGAGUCAAAAAUGGAGGAAUUUAAAAAAUGGGUUGAAGAACGAGGAAAGGAUUUGAAUUCACUCUCCUCGGAACUGAAAGUUAAAGAGUGUCAACUUGAACAGGCGGCCAAAGAGCUUGAGUUGACUAAGAAACAAUGUGGUGUUGUUGCUCAAGUGAAGAUUGGGCCAUUGGAAAAGACUCCAGAGAACGAUGCCAUUGUUUCUUCAUCUGCAAGUGAUCAAUCCAACAUCAAUAUUACCGACGGUAGAAGUUUGCAGUUGUUCAUGUAUGAGCAUAUGAAGAGAAAUGAUUCAAUAAGCAACAAGAUCUCAUCCUUUCUCCAACAAAAGGCAUCAGAACCAGCAAAAUUGGUUUUGGAUGCAAUGCAAGGGUUUUACACUUCAAAUUUGACUGUCGAGAACGAGUUUGAUUUGGUGCUUAUUAGAAGGACAUGCAUUCUUUUGUUGGAAGAAUUAAAGAGAGUCUCACCCCAAACUAAUCCAGAGGUCAGAGAAGAAGCAAUGAAGUUGGCCACUGAUUGGAAGGCUAAGAUGAAAGUGGGGAGUGAGAACUGGUUGGAGAUUUUGGGUUUUUUGCGGCUUGUUACUACUUAUGGAUUGACCUCUGCUUAUAAUGAGAAGGAGCUUCACAGUCUUCUUGAUAUAGUUGCUCAGCAUGAACAAGCAACAGAAUUAUCACGGGCCCUUGCUACCACAGAUAAGGCACAUGCAAAUAGCAACAUCUGUUCUCCUAUGAAAAUUGAAAAAACAAAAUCUCCAGUAGCCCAAAAUGAAGCAACCAUCUCUUCUCCAAAUCUUCAGCAAGCUGCCACCACUAUUGACGCAAGGAACUUGCAGGGGUUUCAAAAUGAGCAGUUUCGUGAAGCCUGUGAUUCUGCUGAUUCUGCUUGGAAAAGUAUUAUUUAUGAUCUUAUUGGAAAGAAGAGACUGAUUGCGGCUGUUGGGUUGAUUUACACCAUGAAGUUAUUUGACAAGUUUCCCCCAGUACAAAUCUUAAAAGAAUAUGUUGAUAAUGGAAAGAGGUGCUGCAGGAAUAGAACCAAGAGAAAGAAUUCUCUGGAUGAAAAGGAUAUGAUUACAGACCAGCAUAUAGCAGAUCUACGAGUUGUUAUUCAAUGUAUCAAAGAUUACAACCUCGAGUCUGAAUGUCCACCUGAAGAAAUUGAAUCACAAAUUGCUGCGCUUGAAAUUGUUAAGGAGCGGAGACGUUUAGCGUUAUCUUCUCUUGUUUUGAAGGUUGAACAACAGCAAAAGGUGCUGAAAAAUGUUGAAGUACAAGAACAACAAGAGCAGAAAGCCUCCAAGGGUGAACAACAAGAACAGCAAAAAGAACAGAGAACCUCUGAGGCUAAACUACAAGAAAAAGUACAGCAGAAAGCCUCCAAUAAGGUUGAAGAACAACAACAGCAACAAGAGAAAAACGCCUCCAAGGUUAAACAGCAAGAACAACAAGAGCAGAAAGCCUUCAAAGUUAAACAAUUGCAGAAAAAACGGAAUAAACGUCCAAACAGCACAUUUGCCCCCUGGUUUGAUCACCAACAGCAGUGUAAAAAUAAAUUUCAAAGAACAUCUAUAUUAGCUGAUAGACACCCGGACCACCCUGACUAUCCGAAUCCAAGUUCAUCAACUUGGACACAUGAAAGAAAUGGAUACCGUGACCAGUUUGGUACUGCCGUCAACAAGUAUGGAAGUUCAUGCUAAUUAUGGACAUCCUGUGCAGUUUGGUACUCCUGCCGAUGGUAGCGCUAUUUAUGCAUACGGUGGGCAAAUCUCGGAAUAAAUCAAUCAUAUCCCCGCCCUCCUGGUCUCACUUGCUAAUUAACCGUGAAGUGCUAAUGUAUAGAUGGCACCAUACGGUACAGUUUUGUAGGUUGCCUGCAUUGUUCCCUCUAUAAUCUAUUCUAGAUUGGUUUUCCUACUGAAAGUUUCAAUUUGAAAAAGAAAAAAAAAACAUUCAUUAUAUUACUUUGAUGUACAGCAGAAUAUUUUAACUCUUUAACAUUUUUGGCCGUUUGUACUACGGACAUGGAAAUUGCAGAUGCACGUAUUUCUG